CCGCGUCGCUGGCCUUGCGUUGCUUCCGGCUGAUGCAAGUCUACAUUUCACCAGUCUUGAGCAAGCCCGACAAGCUUGCCGCUGGAGAAGUGUACCUACCACCUACAACACGCUUUACAAGCGCACGCAGUAAAUCGAGCACACCGCAGCACAAGCGCCCAGAUGCCGCCCCGCCAACCGCACGACCCCUUCUCAAACGCACCUCUCCGCCCAGCGUCAAGCAACCCAUCCCUGCGCGACCGACAGUCUCAACAAAGUCUCCGUUCCAACGCCAGCAGUACUUCGGCUCGUUCACGCCAACAGCGUGACCUGUUGGCGCCGUCACGCUCGCGCAGACCAAUAAGUAGGGCCGCACAAAGGGUGGCUGAUGAGGUGCUCGAGGAUCCCGAGUCUGGCGAAAACGCCGGCCAGAGUCCGUCCAGAUCGACUAGGCAGGGACAAGGCUCGCCUGAUUUAAGGCAUGGCAGAUCGCGCGCGCGACAGCAGCAGGACGUGGAACCGGACAUUGUCAAUCGACAGGCAGACGGCGGAUAUCUAAUUGGUAUAAGUGCGGCUAACGACGGGCUGCGGUCAACUAUGCUACCACAGAGCAUGGUGGAGAGCGAGGAGGAAGCCGCCAAGGACGCAUACUACGCUGCUAUGGCGCGGCAGUACUUUGCUUCAGGGAUAGCUGUGCAAGGACGAGGAAGCAAGAAGCCCCAAGAAGACUUGGAAGGAGAAGCACACAACGCUUCUAUGCGGAUGCGUGAGCUGGCUCGCCAGAAGCUUGAUGAGGAACGAUGGAUGUUCGAGCCGCAGGAUCGCUUUCAUGCACACUUUUCGUGACAUUGUCCGGUGCCGAGGAGUACUGCACGUCUCUUGCAAAGGCACCCAAGUGCGGAGAACGACCCUGGGACGGUCAUCUACACCUGAGAAUUGACGGCGGCAUGCUGUCUCCUUACGUAAGCCGUUACCAGAUAUACCAAACGUACUAAGACAAAGCGAUCAUCGGAUGCCACCCAGUGGCUGGACGUCAGCGCCUCAGCUGCGGUAUUCGAAGUGGGUGGAUCUGCACACAACUGCUUUCUCUUUUAGCGUCAAUUUCUUAAAGGGUGCCGUAGGGCGUCAAAGGAAGCUCUGCCACCGACCGUAUCCAUGGGAGAGGUUCGUGCACUUGACCUGCUAUUCGACGCAUAUCGUCUCCAUGCCACAGCUAGCUAAGACGGACCAGUCGGGUAUGGAGUAGUUACGUGCAACGGGGAUGUUGUGCCGCAAACACCGUUGACAC
Molecule: messenger RNA, 1267 nt
Organism: Baudoinia panamericana UAMH 10762
Lineage: Eukaryota; Fungi; Ascomycota; Dothideomycetes; Mycosphaerellales; Teratosphaeriaceae
Exons: 4
Coding region: 163-825 (220 amino acids)
Source: RefSeq, a predicted model, not a curated record